CAAUUAAUUAUAGUCAUACCAUUAGUUGUGAUUUCUCUGUCCAAUCGAUGUGUCUUCUUUGUUUUCUUCAAUACCCCAUUACUUGUGCCAACUAAUCUUUAAUUACCCUUUAAACAUUUGCUUCAGUUUUCAUCUUUUUGGUGUUUUUGUUCUUUUCAAAUUUUGGUUUUCUAAUGGCAUAAAUCUAAAGUGAAGUCUCAAUUAUUCGACUUAUUCAGUUUUUAUUUUACUAAAAACAAUUAUGGAAACAAAAAGCUAAAUCAUUUUAAGAAAAAAUUUUAUGGGUUGUUGUCUGAACUUUUUGAUUAUGCCCUUUCUCUCUCUUUUAAGGUAAUUUUGUUGUCUUGAUGAUUGGAUUUAUGAUUUGGUAGCUUCCAAAAGUACCAGAAACAGUAGGGCGCCCAUUACUGUGAAAAGGUGAAGUGAUAAAAGGAAUAUAGGAGAAAAUUUUGUUUGGGGGGGCGGGGGGUGGAGAGAGAGAGAUUAGACUGGUCUCUUUGCUAUGAAACACAAUCACAUGCCCAUCCAUGUUUUUCCAUGUUUACUGCUUGCAUUUUUUCAAGCCUUCUUUUUUAUCUCCCUUGUGAAUAUCUUACUCUUAAUCAUUGUAAGUGGGAUAAAAUGAAUUCAUGGUAAUGCUAAUGGCAGGCCAUAGCGUGCUCAGUUUGUGUUCUAGACUUCUAGUGUGGUAGCUCUGGUGAUUUAGCUCUUCUGUUGAGUGUUAAUGGGCGAAUCAAUAAUGGCUGCCUCAAGUGAUGAAGAUAAGAUGGGGGAGACAGCUGCUUCAGAUCGUGCCCUUGAAGUGUCGGUUUCAUUUGGUAGAUUUGAGAAUGAUUCAUUGUCUUGGGAGAAAUGGUCAUCUUUCUCACAGAAUAAGUACAUGGAGGAAGUUGAGAAGUGUGCCACACCUGGAUCUGUAGCUAAGAAAAAGGCUUACUUUGAAGCCCAUUACAAAAAGAUUGCUGCCAGAAAGGCUGAGCAGCUGGGUCAGGAGAAGCAAAUGGAACAUGACUUGCUAGGGUCAAAUGAUCAAAAUGGUGGAGAUCCCAUUGGAAAAGCUUGUGGGACAGAUCCUGAAUCUCAUAUACCCAAUGGCCAAAGCCAAACUUCUGCUGAAGGGACUGGGCAAGAAACCAAAUUGGAUAGUUUGUUGGGUUCUGGCCAUGUUGGUGAGGUUGAUGAAGAUGCUGCAAUCAAUGUGGAAGGUCAAGGCUCAUUGAUUGAAAGAGUGGAAGAACUGGGUAUCAGACUAGAUGGUCCCACACUAGACAAGCCAGAAGAAGUUGCUUUAGUUAAAGAAGAUGAGACAUUGUACACAGCGUCUCAGGAAAUAAAGGACUCGCCAGAGAAGUUGGACAAAGAGACACAAAGGAUUCCUGUAAUUAAAGAGGAAAAUGUGAAGUUAGAUCAUUGGAAGGAGUAUCAAAAGACUUCUGCAAUGAGUAAGAUUAGAGACGUGACAAGGAUAAAGAAAAAACCAGCAUCACCUGUAUCUAAAUCACCCCAGAUUUCCACCUCAAAGGUCCCAAAGACAAUGCCAACUUCUAGCACAUUGUCCACAUCACGGCCUUCAACAAAGAAAAUAACUGGUUCAUGCUUAGCAAAGAGUAAAAAUCCUUCCAUGGGAGAAAGCAAGAAAGUGGCUCCUAAAUCUUUGCACUUGUCUCUUAGUUUGGAUUCUCCAAAUUCUGAUCCAGCUGCUCUUGCAUCAGCUCCUAUGACAACUACUCGAAAAUCAUUUAUUAUGGAGAAAAUGAAGGAUAAGGACAUUGUCAAACGAGCAUUCAAGACAUUCCAAAACAAUUUCAGCCAGUUGAAGGCUUCUGCUGAAGAGAGAUCUUUGGGAGCAAAGCAGGUGCUCGCAAAGGGGACAGAAGUUAAGGUUUCCAAUUCUAUGACUCCACGAAAAGAGAAUGCAGGGUCUUUCAAAGCAGCUAAUAUGGAUAAAAAAACUGCUAAGGCAGCCCCAUCUUCUUUUGGCUUGAAAAGUGAUGAAAGGGCAGAGAAAAGGAAAGAGUUUUCUAAGAAACUGGAAGAGAAAUCAAAAGCAAAAGAGGCUGAGAGUACAUGCCUCCAAACAAAAUCAAAGGAAAAAGAGGUGGAGACUAGAAAGCUAAGACAGAGCCUUAAUUUCAAAGCCACACCCAUGCCAGGUUUUUAUCGGGGACAAAAAUUGUCAAAAAGCCCUUUAGAUAAGUGAUCUAUGAUGGUAUAUGCAGGAGGGUUCCAAGACACUUGGGAUAUAGAAGCAUUCAUCAUCUACCGAGAAUAGAAGAUUAAGUGAACAGCAGUUGGCGUACCACCUGCUUUGGUCUGCUACUGCUUCGGAAGCUGCAUAUAUGGGCAAGGAUGGAAGAACUGUUAUUCCUGUUAGAAUAGUCUCAUCAGGCAAACAGAGAAAUACCACUGAUUAGUCACCAUCUGUAUACUGAGUUGCUGAAAAAAAUAAAAGAAAAGACAUAUCACAGAGCAUGUUGUCUAGAUAGGCAUGUUAAUAAUGUGUCAGGACAGAGUUUGAGAUGAUUUCUAUCGUUUCUGCCUCUCCUGGUACAUGUUCCGGAGAAAUUUGUCAUGCAAGAAUAGAAAUGUAUGAACCUUGUAAUUGUUGGAAACAUUUAUUUUCAAGGGCAUUAAUGUUUGAUGGUUUUGUAAA
Hevea brasiliensis (rubber tree) is the source of this 2653-nucleotide messenger RNA. RefSeq names its product protein WVD2-like 7. The record is from RefSeq and is a predicted model, not a curated record. The transcript has 8 exons. NCBI's taxonomy places the organism in Eukaryota, Viridiplantae, Streptophyta, Magnoliopsida, Malpighiales, Euphorbiaceae. Bases 725 to 2200 code for a protein of 491 amino acids.